Molecule: messenger RNA, 2570 nt
Organism: Elgaria multicarinata webbii
Lineage: Eukaryota; Metazoa; Chordata; Lepidosauria; Squamata; Anguidae
Gene: ARFIP1
Product: ADP ribosylation factor interacting protein 1
Exons: 10
Coding region: 92-1300 (402 amino acids)
Biological process (GO): regulation of Arp2/3 complex-mediated actin nucleation; intracellular protein transport
Cellular component (GO): trans-Golgi network membrane
Molecular function (GO): phospholipid binding; protein domain specific binding
Source: RefSeq, a predicted model, not a curated record
GGCGGAGGCAACCGGCGCCAGCGGAGCUUCCUGAAGAAUUUUUUUGGGCCGACUUUGAGGUGGAGCAGCAGGCGGUAGUCGAGCUGAAGGUAUGUCAGAACACAGCAAGAAUUCCACAACUGUUGAUCAACCUCGCCAGGCUCCAGAAGAAGUCCAGUCUGACUCUGAGGGCUGUUCAAUGGCUCAGGAAUCUCCAAAAAAUUCAGCAGCAGAGAUUUCCGUGACAAGCAAUGGAGAACUUGAAGAUACGCAUGAGCACAACUUUAACAGGGACUUGAAGCGUUCUUUACCAGCUGGACUUGGUUUAUCUGAGACCCAGAUUACAUCACAUGGCUUUGACAGUACCAAAGAGGGAAUCAUUGAAGCUGGACCUUUUCAAGGUCCCUCGACACUACCUAUGUCACCUGUUAUAUCACCUAGCAGUGAAGCAGCUAGCAGACUGGCUGGACAAGGGAGUGAUUUAAUUAUUCCCAAAGGCAAUAUAAGAAUGCAGCAGAAAAGUGGACCAGUUGUUCUAGCAGAGGAAGUGAAAAAUCCAGCAAUGGAGAAGCUGGAGCUUGUAAGAAGAUGGAGCCUAAACACUUACAAGUGUACUCGUCAGAUAAUCUCUGAGAGACUGGGCCGAGGCUCACGAACAGUAGAUAUCGAGUUGGAAGCGCAAAUAGAAAUCCUGAGAGAUAACAAAAAGAAGUAUGAGAACGUCCUGAAACUGGCACAAACCUUGUCGACUCAGCUUUUCCAGAUGGUGCAUACCCAAAGACAGCUUGGAGAUGCAUUCGCGGACUUGAGUUUGAAAUCAUUAGAACUCCAUGAGGAGUUUGGAUACAAUGCAGAGACUCAAAAACUUCUUUCUAAAAAUGGUGAAACUCUUCUUGGGGCAAUUAACUUUUUUAUUGCUAGCGUGAACACUUUGGUGAAUAAAACAAUUGAAGAUACGUUACUGACCGUGAAGCAAUAUGAGAGUGCCAGAAUUGAAUAUGAUGCCUAUCGCACUGAUUUAGAAGAACUGAAUCUUGGCCCACGAGAUGCUAACACCUUGCCAAAGAUUGAGCAGUCGCAGCAACUAUUCCAAGUGCAUAAAGAGAAAUAUGACAAAAUGCGCAAUGAUGUGUCAGUUAAAUUGAAGUUUUUAGAGGAAAACAAGGUCAAAGUAUUGCACAAUCAGCUUGUUCUGUUCCACAAUGCCGUUGCAGCAUACUUUGCAGGGAAUCAAAAACAGCUUGAACAGACACUUAAGCUAUUCCAUAUCAAAUUGAAAACACCUGGAGUAGAUGCUCCAUCUUGGCUUGAAGAUCAGUAAUAGAACCAAGCAUAGAGACAUCCCUUGAUCAACCCAGGAUCCCUGUACACCUAAUGAGAAUCAAGGAGCUUGUACUUGGAGGACUGUUUGUAAUGAUACUUGCACAAGCAGCUUUAAUUUCUCCCCCCUUGAUAAUGCAUACUGUAGUAAUUUGGGAGGGUGGGUGGAUAUAACCAAAUUUGUCAUUUCAGAAACAGAACUUUUUGUAUUUGAGGGUGGAUGGUUUUCUGUAAUAGGGAAAUAUAGAUUUGCACUGACGAAGAUGUUUGUGAUCUCUAGUAAUUGUGGUGGCUAGAUGGAUUUUUUUCCAAAGGGAGACACUCAUGAUUUGUAUCAACAUCUGAUAUUUUAUAUAAAUGUAUUAAAUCUCUCUAAAGGUUCUUUUUUCAUGUAAUUAUGUUUAAAGAAUAAAUAUUUUAUAGAAUAAUAAUACAAGGCCUUAAUCAGUCGCUGGCUGAUGCAUGGAAUUGCAGCAAAUACCUUUAAAAAAAGUUGGUCCUUCCAUUAUAUGUUUAAAAACACUAAAUUUAGAAUUACCCUUUUGGGCUGAAACUUUGAACAUACACUUUAUCAUUAUAAAGUUGAUCUGUUAAGGAAAGCAGGACACAGCCCUACUCAUUUAAUGUUAACUUUCUAUAAAAACCAUACCUUUACUUGCCUUAAAUUCAAAAGUGCCUUUUGCAACGCUCUUUCUACCCACUGUACAUAAUCUGUAGGAAGCGCUCUUUGGAUUGAUGACUUUUUAAAGAGACAGAUUAAGGCCAGUCUGGGUUGUGUGUGCUUGUUUGAACUGCAGACCAUGUCCCCUGACUGACAGAUUCUGGCUCCCCCCACCCCAAAUCAGUAGUUAUUAAAUGUAGAAGUUUGUUCUCUCUUGUCAUAGCCUUUAAAAAUUCACUAUUCUGGAGCAUCCUUGUUUGCACACUUUCCACUGCUUUUUGUGUUUAUAUAAAUAAGAUACUGAAAAUAACUUAUCACAGCUUAUAUGGAUUGUAUAAUUAUGUAUUAUAUGUUGAAAUAGAUUCGGUUGCUGCUUAAAAUGGUUUGGUUUCAGUCUUAAUGUAAAGUGUUUAUCAAGUACAUCUUAAAUCAUUCCUUAUUACACUCUUGCCUGAGCCUUCAAUUACUUUUUUUGCUCUUGGGUCUUUGUUUUGCAGUAACGGUUACUAUUCCCCAGAAUGUGCCUCUAUUAUUAAUUUUGUAUUCAUACUGAAGGUGUUUGCUGUAGUCUGUUUCCUUUAGUGCAUUGGAUUAAAAUAUGUACAACCUU